Molecule: messenger RNA, 735 nt
Organism: Nannizzia gypsea CBS 118893
Lineage: Eukaryota; Fungi; Ascomycota; Eurotiomycetes; Onygenales; Arthrodermataceae
Exons: 3
Coding region: 1-735 (244 amino acids)
Biological process (GO): regulation of DNA-templated transcription
Molecular function (GO): DNA-binding transcription factor activity
Source: RefSeq, a predicted model, not a curated record
AUGAACGAUAGCUUGCUGACUAAGUCAAGCGAGAGUCAAUAUGAGCAACGUCGGAAAUAUCAAAAUCGGCUUGCACAGCAGAGAUAUCGCGAACGACACCGGCCCAAGAAGACUCCAACUACGACCCCGAGCCAACCUUGCGAGCAUAAUCCCGUUUCCUGCAACACGCAAAUCGAACAAGAUGGGCAUAGGCAGCUGGGAAAUAAUGGUCAAAAUCCAGUAGCUCAUGGUCGGGACUCACAGGGAACUGAACGGGAAACUCACCCGCAACGGCUGCAACCGGAAAUGACCCAGUCUUAUUCUCAUGACAUGUUCUGGCAGGCAAGCUGUAGCAACCUUACGCAGGGUCUUCAGCCAGCAUUAUUCGACAUACCUCUCCCAAGUCCUGGGAGGCAUUUACCAGAUUUCAGCUUCAACCCUGGUCGGGAUAAUGGCAAUAACCUUCAUGAGACUCAGCCAUCGACCCCAGUUUCCUGUACCCAACGCUCUGAUGAACAGACAAAGACCGCGAUAGCCAUCCUCCGGAGACAAAAGCAACACCUUGGAGCGCAGACGGAUCAACUCCUUAGCCAACUUGUGGACUUGUAUCAGCUUGGAGUCUCGCUUGAUAUAUUCCCCUUCGAUUCUGAGCUCGAGGAUAUCUUUAUAAUGUUAAAGUCAAAAUUUGGUCUUUUACAACAAACAUUGGAAGCCUCUCCUCGCAUACCUUGUAUUACCCAUAGCCAUGGUGAUUAG